Molecule: messenger RNA, 2862 nt
Organism: Aspergillus mulundensis
Lineage: Eukaryota; Fungi; Ascomycota; Eurotiomycetes; Eurotiales; Aspergillaceae
Product: tethering complex subunit PEP5
Exons: 8
Coding region: 1-2862 (953 amino acids)
Biological process (GO): organelle fusion; intracellular protein transport; endosome organization
Cellular component (GO): endosome; HOPS complex
Molecular function (GO): protein binding; protein-macromolecule adaptor activity
Source: RefSeq, a predicted model, not a curated record
AUGGCUCUGACUUCGUGGAAAGCGUUCAACUUCUUCGAAGUAUCUCCGGUGAAGCUUCCCGAAGACAGCUCAACCCUCUUCAAUUCCGAGGUCUCUUGUUUAUGCUCCGGCUCUGCGAAUCUCUUUCUUGGUACAGCCGACGGGUUCGUCCACACCGUUUCUUCGUCCUUCAAGGUCGUACAGUCUUUCAAAGCGUCGGAUAAUGGAUCGAUCACGCAUAUCAAGCAGGUGGAAGGGACAUCGCUUCUCAUAACAAUAGCGGAGGACUUGCUGAACGAGCCGAUAUUGAAGGUCUGGGCGCUCGACAAGCCCGAGAAGAAAACGGGGACUCCGCGCUGUCUGUCAACAACAUCAGUGCAGAACGCGAGGAGGCUAUUUCCGGUUUCCGCAUUCGCAGCGCUCGGAGACCUGUCCCAAGUCGCAGUUGGUUUCGGCAAUGGCUCCGUCGCAAUUAUUCGAGGCGACCUGAUACACGACCGGGGUGCGCGACAACGCAUCGUCUUUGAAUCGGAGGAACCUAUCACUGGACUCGAGGUACAAAGUGGGCCGGUGACCACCCUCUAUAUAUCUACCACCAACCGGAUUCUGGCGCUGGUGAUCUCCGGUCGUGGACAGGGACAACCAGCACGGGUACUAGAAGACACAGGGUGCGGCCUUGGCUGUAUGACUCUGGACAAAGACAGCGGCGAUGUUCUUGUUGCUAGGGAGGACGCAAUAUAUACGUAUGGUCCUCAUGGACGUGGACAAAGCUACGCUUUCGAGAGCCCCAAGAGCUCUAUCAACAUUUUCAAAGACUACGUUACGUUGGUCUGCCCACCCAGAGGUGGCGCACCCGGUUCAACUGGGCUACAGACCCUUGGAGUCGGUAGAGAUGAAAUAUUCAGUACCGCCACUUUCACUCUCUUAGAUACCGAUCUCAAGUUCAUCGCUCAUUCAGAGGCUCUCGUGUCUUCCGUAAGACAUAUUUUCAAAGAAUGGGGCAACCUCUAUCUUCUAACUACAGAUGGAAAAAUCUAUCGGUACAGAGAGAAGAGCCUCCAGCAGAAACUGGAGAUCCUCUACCAACGAAACCUCUAUAUCCUAGCUAUCAAUUUGGCACAGAAAAUCGGGGUUGACACUUAUCAACAAAACGCCAUCUACCGCAGGUACGGAGACUAUCUGUACCAGAAAGGUGAUUACGAUACUGCAAUGCAGCAAUACUUGAGGGCCAUUGAUAAUACGGAGCCAUCUCAAGUCAUCAGAAAGUACCUCGACACCCAACGGAUUCAUAACCUAAUAGAGUACCUGGAAGAAUUACAUGACCACGACCGAGCUUCAGUAGACCACACCACAUUGCUGCUCAAUUGUUACGCGAAAUUAAAGGACACGAAGAAACUAGAUGCUUUCAUUAAAGCACCAGGUGAACUCAAGUUUGACCUUGAAACAGCCAUUGCUAUGUGCCGGCAAGGUGGCUACUAUGAGCAAGCGGCUUAUCUAGCUACGAAGUACGGCGAGAAUGACAUGGUCGUGGAUAUACUGAUUGAGGAUUCCAAGAAGUAUGCUGAAGCACUGGAAUACAUCUGGAGACUGGAGCCUGAGUUGGCCUACAAUAACCUCAUGAAAUAUGCCCGAGUGCUGCUGUCAAAUUGCCCUUCAACGACGACCGAGCUCUUUAUCGAAUACUACAAAGGAGAAUACCAACCAAGGACGCAACAAGUUGAACCACUACCGGAGCCUCAAGCGCAGCACAACAAUCCCUUACAGAGUCUGGCGGCAUUUCUUCCCUUGCCUCUGCUCCACACUGGCGGAAGUUCAAAGACAGAAACUGUCGAGCCUCAACCUGUUCCAGAGGCUCAGGAGGAACGCGCGCCAGAAUAUCAGAUACCAAAACCGCGCACAGCAUUUUCAGCUUUUGUUGGCCAACCUCAAGAAUUUAUUACUUUCUUGGAGGCCCUUAUCAGCAGAGAAAGCUUCAGAAAAGAGGAUAAAGUUGAUCUAUACACCACGCUUUUUGAAAUGUACCUCAAUGUAGCGGGACGGCAGAAAGACACUACAGAGAAGGAAAAGUGGCAGAGCAAGGCCAAAACGUUGAUUGAGGGUAAAGAUAUCCCGAUCUCCACCUCCAGCGUCUUACUUCUCUCCGAUCUGUCCGAGUUCCAGGAGGGUUCUACACUUGUCCGGGAGCAAGCUGGUCUUCGAUCCGAUAUCUUUCGAUCUUUUACUACCGCCAAGGACACACAGGGGGCUAUUCGGGCCUUGAAAAAAUACGGCCCUGAGGAACCUCAACUAUAUGUGGAUGCGCUGACAUAUUUCACAUCGAGCCCCCAAAUUCUUGAUGAAGCUGGCGAUGAGCUCGAUGUUGUCUUGAAGAGAAUUUCCGAGGAUGGCCUGAUGUCACCACUUCAGGUAAUUCAAGCGCUCAGUAACAACGCGGUUGUGACCAUGGGAAGGAUCAAGAAGUAUCUGAGUGACAACAUUGAGAGGGAACGCAAAGAGAUAUCUUCGAACCGCCGCCUCAUAUCAAGCUAUAGUGCCGAAACCGAAAACAAGAUGCAGGAGCUGGAGCAGCUGGGUUCCAAGCCCGUCGUUUUCCAGGCGCGCCGCUGUACAUCUUGCAACCGAUCCCUCGAUCUUCCUACCGUCCACUUCCUUUGCAAGCACUCGUUCCACCAGCGCUGUCUUAACACUGUAGGGGAGGAUGCGGAAUGUCCAGCCUGUGCUCCAGAGAACUCCACCAUAAAGGCAAUUCGGAGGAGACAGGUUGAGUCCGCAGACCAACAUGAUCUUUUCAAGGCAGAACUUCAGCGGUCCAAGGACCGAUACGGCGUGAUAAGCGAAUUCUUUGGGAGAGGUGUGAUGCGACCCCAAACUACUAUGGAAUAG